This is a messenger RNA of Jatropha curcas, 867 nucleotides long. RefSeq names its product auxin-induced in root cultures protein 12. Lineage: Eukaryota; Viridiplantae; Streptophyta; Magnoliopsida; Malpighiales; Euphorbiaceae. The record is from RefSeq and is a predicted model, not a curated record.
CAACUUAUGUCUCUCAGUUCCUCGAUGAUGGCAAUGCCAAUAGUCUUUUCUACGAGAUUUCCACAAGCUUUCUUCCUUCAUAAAAACACAUUCCUUUUCCUUCUCCAUUGCAAUACAAGCAAUGGCUGCUUCUAAUAGCUUCAAAUUUCAGUUUCUGUUGAUUGCCUUUUGGUUAUGUAUAGCUCUGUUAAUCUCUCCUUCAAAUUCGCUCAAAUGCACUUCACAAAAAUUUAGAAAAAACAUUGUAUUUUCAAAUUGCACCGAUCUUCCUGUACUAAAUUCCUUUCUACACUUCACUUACAAUUCUUCCAAUUCCUCUCUUUCCAUCGCCUUCAUCGCCACUCCGCCCAAACCAGAAGGCUGGGUCUCGUGGGCGAUUAAUCCGACAGAGGAAUGUAUGAUUGGAUCUCAGGCUCUGAUAGCAUUCAAAUCCGACGGUUCAGAUUCAGUUACCGUCAACACUUACAACAUUAGUAGCUUCAAUCCGCCUGUAGUGUCAAAGCUAUCGUUUGAUGUGUGGGAUUUGAGCGCGGAAUCUGACGGCGAAAAUUUUACGAUAUUUGCGACGGUGAAGGUGGUGACAAGUGCGGGGAGGGUGAAUCAGGUUUGGCAGGUGGGAGGAGCUGUUAGUAAUGGUUUUCCGCAGAUACAUGCAAUGGACGAUGCUAAUAUGAACUCUAAGGGAGUUCUGGAGCUUGCGGCGCCUCCUACUGCGCCAAGUGAAAAGUCUGGAUGCAUGUGUAUUGCUUAUUCUAAUAUUGGAAAGUGGAAUUUGGUUUUGGUUUCCUUAUUUAUUUUGAUAGCUAGUGUUCUUGUAGUUUGAGAAUUUUAAAAAAAUAAAUAAAUAAAUAUAUGUUUUUUUUUUUU